AACAUGGGAAAUAAUGAAUGAACUAAUUUGAGAUUAUUGUAUUCCGGUGCUUACUGCUAAUGCCUAUUGGAAUUCAUAAUUUUAAUAAACUGAUUUCAAAAUGUAAUAACUUAUAACAGCUAUGGUGCACUUGCCCUUCAAAACUGCAAACCACAUUGUUGCUGAUCUUGAAAAAGAGGGACGAGUACUUCAGGAUGUACUACACUCCACAGUUGAGGGCCACAUCAGUCAACUUCCCGAUGAAAUUCUUGAGUGUAUUCUCAAUAAAUUAAAACUUAGGGAUGCAGUUAGAGCAAGUUUGGUAUCAUCAAGAUGGAGGCAUCUUGUUUUGUCCCGGGCUAAACUUGUUUUUGAUUUGUCUAACAUUUUUGAAAUGGAAAGCUGUGACCUCAAGGGAGCUUCAGAAAAGAAAUGUGUUUGUUCGGAAUACAAAGUUAAAUUUGUUCAAGCUGUGUAUCAAUUCAUAGCUUCGUAUAGAGGCAGAUGUAUAAGAAAGUUCAUUGUUCAUUUUUGCCUGAAGAGGCAGUCCACUUCUGAUGUCAUGGAUUGGAUUAGAUUUGCUCUUGAUUUAGGUGUGAAAGCGAUCGACUUGCAGUUUUAUUGUGAACAUUGCAGUGCUAGAGGGGCAUUGUGUGGUACUCUGUGUGAAAUUCCUAUAAAGCAUCUUCUGUCAUCUAAGUGUGAUGCAGGAGAAACAUUUUCUCUCCGUCCAUUCAGCCACGUAGAGGCCCUCAGAUUUGAUCACACUCGCUUGAACUCUCAAUGUAUAUGGAGUUCGCUAUCAACCUUAGUAAACCUCAAGCAGUUGAAAAUGGAAUUUUGCGAAUUGCCUCCCCAUUUAAGCCUCAACUCACUCACCAGUCUAGAGCGUGUCUCGGUUUUGUUUUGCAUCGGGCUGAAAAAGAUUGAACUGGCUAGUCUUAAGAUCAAGAGUUUGAGAUUUGUGUGUGAGAGGACUCUUUCAUUGGAACUAACUGGGGUUCCUAACUUGGAAAUACUCCAGUAUGCAAUGCCUGAGAAUGGCUUGUGGUACAAGUUUUUGAAGCUGCCCGAAUUUGUUCCUCAUUUGAGAGCUUUGAGAUUGGACUUUAGUUCCAACUGGCUUGAACACAUGCCUGAAAGCACGAUUACAUUCUCAAGACUUGGGAUAUUAAACGUGGAGUUGGAUCCCAGAGUGGGAGAUAUCAUGUUUAAGCUGUGUGCCCGAGAGGACAAGGAACCAGAGAAGCUAGAGUCCAUUGAUGAAUACCAUCAUGAAUGUCUCGAGCGGAUUACAAUCCGUGAAUUUGUGGGCACCAAGUAUCAGAUCGAGUCUUGCAAGUAUCUACUCAAACUUGCUCCUCGUGUGAAAAAGUUGGAAUUAGGGCGUGCUUUGCCCGAUACGUUGUCGUGUCUAAAAGAAGCAGGGUGUAGAAGUCAUCCAAUGAGUGAAGAAGAAUGUGAUAGCGUGGUAAAUGCGCUGAAACUAUUUUCAAUUGAUGCAAAGGUGUUCUUCAUCUAAUUUAAAAAAACAUUACAUGCUUAUUGAACUUGAUUAUCUUCUUUUGUUGAUUAUUUCAAUAAUUUACAGUGAAUUUU
This is a messenger RNA of Cuscuta campestris, 1578 nucleotides long. NCBI's taxonomy places the organism in Eukaryota, Viridiplantae, Streptophyta, Magnoliopsida, Solanales, Convolvulaceae. The record is from the annotation of a GenBank genome assembly.